Molecule: messenger RNA, 1203 nt
Organism: Metarhizium robertsii ARSEF 23
Lineage: Eukaryota; Fungi; Ascomycota; Sordariomycetes; Hypocreales; Clavicipitaceae
Product: C6 transcription factor
Exons: 3
Coding region: 1-1203 (400 amino acids)
Biological process (GO): regulation of transcription by RNA polymerase II
Molecular function (GO): DNA-binding transcription factor activity, RNA polymerase II-specific; zinc ion binding
Source: RefSeq, a predicted model, not a curated record
AUGGUUCAAAAAGCCAUCACGCCUCCGGACAGCUCGUCCAGCGAGUGUCACGGAUCGUCGCCCGAGGCAAAAAACGCCGUCAAAGCAGCGGCGCCAUCGAGUCGUCGCGGCCAUUUCAAGUCGCGAUUGGGCUGUUUCAGUUGUAAGCGAAGGAGGGUCAAAUGCAACGAGCUUCGCCCAGAAUGUUCGCCAUGUCGUCGACUGGGCUUGAUAUGCGAAUAUCCCGCUCCUCAAUCAUCGUCUACACCGCGGACAGCGGUCCGACCCAACCCUUCGGCCCUGAAUCUUGAAGACCUGCGCUUCUACCACCAAUUCCUUACCGCCGGAUUUCCAACACUGCCUCUGAGGGGAGGAGAGGUCUGGGCGGAAUGCGCUGCCAUGUCAUACAGCUCCGAAUGCCUUGCACAUGCCAUCCUCGGACUCGGAGCAUCGCAUUUGUCAAGGAACUGCAACGUCAACUACGAGGCGCAAGCCUUGCAGCAUCGCGUCGCGGCCAUCAAAUUGGUCAAUGAGCAAUUAGAAAGGCCGCCCCAAAAGCCAAUUGAUGCCGACAUCCUGUUCGCCACUCUCAUCUGCCUCCUCACCCAGUCCUCAUUGAUGUCAGACAACAUGGUCGACUACUUGACCAUGACGAGGGGAGGCAACCUCGUUGCCACCACCAUCAUUCCUGACUUUAAUGCGUCUAUUUUCAAGAAAUUCAGCCCCGAGGGCCACGUCAUGUCGUUAGGCGAGAUGGUGGAAGAGCAGCCAAAAGACUUGGCCUUGAUUGAAGCCUUCAGGGCUUCUGUUUUGGGCAUGGAGCCUAUUUGCCAAACCAAGAACGAAAUAAAAUACCUCGAGGCUUUGGUCGCCUGUAUAGAUGCUCUGAAAACCUCGUCACACUCUGCUUGGUUGCAUUUUGUGCCCCUCUUCAUGAUGCCAUCGACAUUCGACAACCAAGAGUUUCUCGCCUUUGUGAAUCCAGAAAACUAUACCGGAAAAUUGUUGCUCAUCCACAUGUUUCUGCUUGACUAUGUGCUCGGUCGAUUUUGUCUUUCACUCAAGGAGGAGCCCAAAUGCCCGGGUCGAAAGCUGACCAUUCUUUCGUGGACGAGAGGCCUUGCAAAAUCGCUCCCGGAACAGUACCGACGCCAUAUUGAAUGGCCACUGCAGUACUGUGAGGAAUUGGAGAGCCAAGAUUCGCGCUAUCUGCUGAGUCCGUGA